AGACGUUGAUCACAUACCUCACAUUGAUCGCUUGAAUGGUACUCUCUGGAGGGUAAUUUGUCAGGCAGGAGGGAUGAAAAAUGGUACACAUGAGACAAGCCGCCACUCAUGUAAAUAAUUGUUAAUAAUUGUGAAAAGAGGAUCACAUCAAAAACAGAAUUUCUCUGAUCAAUGGCAAGGUUGGGUGAAUGAAACUCUCGUGGUGAAUGGAACUACACAACAAUUGAUGAAGCACAAAAAUAUAAAAAAAGAAAAAAAUAGAAAAAAAGAGGGAGAGAAUUUAUUUAGCGUAAAAUUGGCCUCACAAUUUAACGAUAAUAUGAUUUUUUUUUUUAUGCAAGUUAAAGUUAUAUUUGUCAAUUGAAAAGACAUAAAUUCAAUAAUGACUCUUCUGUGUGUUUUUUUUGUUAUAUACCUUCUCAAUCUGUCUCUUCUGUACCUUUGGGUGCAUUCAGUUAGGAGAAAAGGUGACAUAAUAGCCCCUGAAAAAGUACAUUUUGCGUAUACAAAAUACCCUCUUAAGUGUAUGAUAUUAUAUAUCGAGGCAAUUGGCAACAGAAGCUCUUUUGCUUGGGAAUAUCUAUUAUGUGCUUAGUAUUCUUUUUCCUAAAGUCCUACACCAGGUAAAUUUGAGGACCAAGUGAGUGUGUUAUAAAAUCAAGAGUCACAUCCACAAUCCUCUUAGUGCACUGUUGGACUUUUAGCAAAGUGGCGGGAAGUUCUGUGUUAAAAAAUGUCGCGAUCCUUUUUUGUCGAAUCAAUAUUGCGCAGUGACAAAGAGUCACCAACUCCACUGGAGGAUACCAAAAGAACCUCCCCAGGACUAUAUACAAGAUUACCCAAUUAUACGGAUUACACUAUUGAGAAUUAUCUCUUGAGCCUUGGAACACUAAGGCAUCCAUUGACUAGAGAAACUGUACCCAGUGCUUGGAGCCCGGCUCCCUAUACGCCUACCUAUGUAUCCAGAUCACCACCUACCCCAAAGGAUAAAUCCAGCGAUGAAGAGACCUCUGUAAAGAGAGCUCGCACAGCCUUCAGUAGUUCUCAAUUGCUGGAGCUAGAGCGGGAAUUUGCAUCAGAUAUUUACCUAACUCGCCUGAGAAGGAUUCAGAUAGCAAAUGCUCUAAAGCUAUCUGAAAAACAAGUGAAGAUUUGGUUCCAGAAUCGCAGAGUUAAGAUGAAGAAGUGUUCCGUUGAUUCGAGUCCAGGAAAGACGUGCCAGGGACAUUUGUGCCACUGCAGACAAACCCAGACAACUCCAAAACCAUCAAUUCAGUUAUAGGAUUUUAUUUGCUACUUAGGUUUUUUUUAAUUGGCUGUGCCAUUCCAAGAUUCUUGGUAGUUAGUGAAUUUAAAUGAUAAUGGCUCCGGCACACCUUUUAGAUCAGGAAAAUUUCGUGGAGUCUAAAUUCGCAUCUCUUUCUAUCUCAAACCUAUUGCAUAUGUCUAUCUCACUCUUUCGCACUCUUCUUCUUCAUUUAAAAAUCACAACAAAUUAAAUUUAGCUCAACUGAAUUUGAAAUGCGAAAGAACAUUGAUAAAGAAAGGGAUGUGAAUUUUGAUUUCAUGAAAUUUUCCUGAUCUAAAAGGUAUGUCGGAGUCAUUAAUAAAUUUUUGUGUUGAAUAAAAAUUGGUAUGAUAAAAUAUCAAGUAUAAAGCGAUUCAACUUUGAAAAAGCUGUUACGCUUUUUGGAAAAUUUUAUUCCAAUGAAAAUUGUAUUAUAAAAAUAUUUACCAGAUUGAAUUUUCAUUAUGUUUUAUUUACAUUUCCACGAGAAAAAAUUAUAUAAGGAAAUAAAGACUGAUUAAAC
Molecule: messenger RNA, 1811 nt
Organism: Phlebotomus papatasi
Lineage: Eukaryota; Metazoa; Arthropoda; Insecta; Diptera; Psychodidae
Product: homeobox protein Hox-C3a-like
Exons: 1
Coding region: 734-1282 (182 amino acids)
Biological process (GO): regulation of transcription by RNA polymerase II
Cellular component (GO): nucleus
Molecular function (GO): RNA polymerase II cis-regulatory region sequence-specific DNA binding; DNA-binding transcription factor activity, RNA polymerase II-specific
Source: RefSeq, a predicted model, not a curated record